Messenger RNA from Xiphias gladius (swordfish), 1799 nucleotides. RefSeq names its product potassium voltage-gated channel interacting protein 4a (gene kcnip4a). Gene Ontology annotation, cellular component: voltage-gated potassium channel complex. Gene Ontology annotation, molecular function: calcium ion binding; potassium channel regulator activity. Gene Ontology annotation, biological process: regulation of potassium ion transmembrane transport. Lineage: Eukaryota; Metazoa; Chordata; Actinopteri; Istiophoriformes; Xiphiidae. The transcript is spliced from 8 exons. The coding region runs from base 621 to 1295 and encodes 224 amino acids. The record is from RefSeq and is a predicted model, not a curated record.
UCAAGUGUGGGAGUGUGUGUUUGUUUGUGUGUCUGAGAGAAACAGAGAGGGAGGGACUCAUUUGAUAACCACUGUAUUGUGAAGCCAACAGAGUAGUCUGUAGUAAGACAGAGGAAGAAUAGGAGAGUGUUUGCUCAGAGGAGUUGCAAGAAAAGUCAUAAGGGAAGGAGUGAGUGUUGGAGGAAGGAAAAGAGGGACUGAGAAAAGCCCCCCACCUUCCCCAGAGAGAAGGAGGUAAAGCGCUGGUAAGCAAAUAUUAAUGACCUGACAAGACAGCACACAACAUCCCCGUGUUGAUCAGACAGCCUUACCCUGGAGCCACGCAACAGAGGAGCACGGAUACAUAUACACGCUCAGCCACACACACACACAGGACGAGCCCCUUUCGCUGCUUUCCACUCACUCAUGAUCAUCACUCCCACCACACGCAGGCACAAGGGCCACGCUGACACAGCCAGAGGAGUGGAGGAGAGGAGAAGAGGACACUUGCCCUGUUGUGGGACUUUGUCAAAGUCAAAGGCUUCGCUGGAUUCUUAAUUUUUUAUCAUUUUUUUAACCCUGAAAUCGGACUCCUCCUUUUCUGCUGACCUUUUCAAGUGCCCCUCCCCCAAGGAGUAAAGAUGAGCUGCAGGAAAAGGUGCAAGCGGGAGAUCUUCAAGUUCGCACAAUACCUGUUCAGACUCAUCACGGGCACGCUCAACAACGACAGCGUUGAAGAUGAGCUCGAGCUAUCUGCAGUCCGCCAUCGCCCCGAGGGCCUGGAACAGCUUGAAGCCCAGACACGUUUCUCCCGCAAGGAGCUACAGAUUCUUUACCGCGGCUUCAAGAAUGAAUGCCCCAGUGGAGUCGUCAACGAAGAAACCUUUAAAGACAUCUACUCACAGUUCUUCCCACAAGGAGAUGCUUCAACAUAUGCCCAUUUCCUGUUCAAUGCAUUUGACACAGAUCACAAUGGCUCUGUGAGUUUUGAGGACUUUGUUAUGGGCCUUUCUAUCCUUUUGCGAGGCACAGUCCAGGAAAAACUCAACUGGGCUUUCAACCUUUAUGAUAUCAAUAAAGACGGAUAUAUCACUAAAGAGGAAAUGCUGGACAUCAUGAAGGCCAUCUACGACAUGAUGGGAAAAUGCACAUACCCUGUCCUCAAAGAGGAGACGCCUCGCCAGCACGUGGAAGUAUUCUUCCAGAAGAUGGAUAAGAAUAAAGACGGAGUGGUAACCAUAGAAGAGUUCAUCGACUGCUGCCAAAAUGAUGAAAACAUCAUGCGAUCAAUGCACCUCUUUGAAAAUGUUCUUUAACUUUGGGCUGAGUGUGGAGGCUUUGGAAAAGAACAUCAUCUUUAGCUCUGUCCAAUAACUGACUUGGGCUCAUACUGUGUACGGUGUGCUAUGCAGACUUUUAACCAUAGAUAAAAUAUUGUUCAUUACUGCGGGCCACAAGUAGGAGUAGGUAAUAUGGUGGGAACACUCUGGAAUUGCCUUUUGAACAUCUUAUUUGAUAAGCUGGAGAAAUUCAUGACACAAAAAUGAAGAGAAAGGAGAGAGAAAUCUUUUUAUUUUGCAGCUAUGGUACUAUAACUUCAAGGUUUCUGUCCACCGGAUGUCUCUGGAGUGUCUUUCUGUUUGCUGAACACCGAGUUCCGCAAACUGUGUUGGCCUCCAACAUUAUAAACACACUGGGAACAGGAGAUUUCUGAUGAAAGGUUUCAGACAGGUUCCUCUGUCUCCGUUGCAGCCUUGGCUUGUUUUAUUUACCGCCAAGUGAAAUCACUGUGACUUUUUAAAGCAUCAAAAAAAAAAACC